UCCAAUUUACCCCUCAGCGGCUCCCCCCUCCCCUUAACAAACGAAACGAAGCAAGGAGCCCUGUGCUGCCCUAACCAGACCAUCCAACGCCUCAAACAGCGACCGAGAAUCGCCCCUCGAGAAAGUCAUGCCCGUCGUGCACGUCGUCCUGAUGGCCUUUGAGCCGCUGGCGACGCCGCAGGAGACGGACAAGAUUGUCCAGAGCAUGCUGGCCCUGAAGGACAAGUGCAUCCAUCCGGCCACGCAGAAGCCGUAUGUCAAGUCCACCAAGGGAGGCGCCAACCUGACCUCGGACGGGUUUGCGGAGGGAUACUCGCAUUCCUUCGUCAUGGAGUUCGAGACCGGGGAGGAGUGCGCCUACUACAGCGACGAGGACCCCGUGCACCUGGAGUUCAUCGAGAGCACGUCUGGCAUCGUGUCCAAGACGCUGGUCGUUGACUUUACCCCCGGCGUCUUCUAGCUGGGGGGUCGCGGCGUCAGGCUAUAUGACAGCCAAAUACAACCUAGUCCUUGUGUGCAUGGUCUCGCAUUUUGUGGGAUGCUGUUGGCGCGCGAGGCGUGUCCAGACGAUGCUGCCCGCAGUUGUCGCCCGCGGUUAAUACUGGGGUACGGGCGCCAAGCUAGGCAGGCGACGAGCUCUGCCUUGCCCUUGGGGAGGCGGGUGGAUAAGGGAGGAUGAUCUUGAGCUGCUGGCCUGAGCCGCCCGCCCGCCCUUGGCGUGAUCAGAACCUGGUCUAACACAACGGCGGUCUAGACGCCCGGCCCGGCCCUAGCGAUACAAUGAGAGUCGCUUCGAGGGCGGAUACGACCUAAUAGGUGAUGAGCUGGUGUAGCAAUGUCUUGGCCAACGUGCAGGCUCGCAGAGGUCCACUCGCCCUUGCAUACGCGAGGGGGUUGGA
Molecule: messenger RNA, 899 nt
Organism: Gaeumannomyces tritici R3-111a-1
Lineage: Eukaryota; Fungi; Ascomycota; Sordariomycetes; Magnaporthales; Magnaporthaceae
Exons: 3
Coding region: 128-460 (110 amino acids)
Source: RefSeq, a predicted model, not a curated record